GUCAACGUUAUUUUGUGCCGUGGUAGUGGAAUCGCGAUUCGUUUGCUGUUUGCCGCAUUCGUAACGCUUCGUUUCAUCGUUUCAGUGACGUGCAGUGUGUAGUGGAUGGUUGUGUGGAACGUAAAAGCGCGUUUGAAAAUGUGCUGAGCUGAGUUUUCCUCAAAAAUGAUAUACCUGUACAGGUUUAUUUUGUUAAGGUGACAUUGUACACUAUCUAGUCAUGUCUUCUUGUGUCAUUCGGAAGAUAGGAGACGCGAAUAUGCAGCGGUGGUUUUUCUUAGAGGACCCCGGCAACGCUGCCAUAAGGGCUGGCAAGGCAGAAACGAUUUUUUCCUGUGAAUCUGUCCAAUCCAUUCAGUUCCCUCCCAGGAAAUGGCUGUUUCGCACUAGGACCCCUCCUAAUCUCAGAAAGGAAGAAGUCGUUUGUGUUAUAGGGGAUUUAGUCGAGUUGGGUGGUUGGCAUCCUGAAAAAUGUAUCCCUUUGCAGAGAGAAGAUGAUUCAGACAUAUGGUCAGGCGAGAUAGAGUUACCGGAUAAGAAAAGGGUGUUUUUCAGGUACUGUGUCUGUAUGAUCAUCGAAGUUGGUAUCCAAGUGAUAGUACGAAGUUGGGAGACUAAUUUGAUGCCUAGGGUAAUCGAUCCCAACUCCAAGUCCCCCACGAUGCAUGAUGAGCCCCACGAGUAUGGCAAUUACGAUAAUUCGUACAGAGUGGACAGUGGCUGGUUAAAUAAGGAAACGAUUAUCCAGUUGAAGCUGUGCAAGAAUCCUUUGACGAUUUUCAGACCGAAAUACCAAAACCGCGUGGUUAACAUUAAAUUAACACCCGUGACCUUAACCCGCCACAACCCUGGCUUUCCUAAGACUAUGUCCGAGGCUCUGGAGGAGUCUCUGAGUGACACUCAGGAUUCCGUGGAAAAUCCCAGGCAUGCCUUCACGGAAGUGGCCAGCUUGCUAGCCGAAGACCCGAGUUUCCAAAUGCAGGGGCAGUUUGGUCAUGAACUUCAAAAGGAUGAUGUGUUGAUUUUCCAUUCUACGGUCCUUUUCCCUGCGAACAUCGCGUUCCUUAUCGACCUUUACAUAUAUAGUUCUCGCUGUGCCGAGGGCGAACCACCUUAUCAUGCGGGGUUCAGUUAUUUGUUACCGACUGCUUUGCAGUCUUCGGAGGGCAGCCUAGUGCUGCCCGUUACCAGUACAAAGCACCGGCCUCUGGGGCAGAUCUACAUAGAAUACCUCCAGAUAGGGCCGAUGCCCAACUUCAAGUGUGACAUGAGUAUUUCUUACGCGAGGCAUUGGAAGAAGACCCGUUCCGGUCUGGACGUUGGCCACAGGGGCUCGGGUUCCAGUUUUAAAAAUAAAGUUCAGAAUUGCGCGGAAGUCAGGGAGAACACUAUCGCUAGCUUGAAGAACGCUAUAGAGCACGGUGCGGAUUUCGUAGAGUUUGACGUGCAGCUCAGCAAGGACAUGGUGCCGAUCAUUUACCAUGAUUUCCACGUGUGUAUCGCCAUGAAGAAGAAGAAGGACCUGCUGGACAGCGACAUGUUGGAGAUUCCCGUGAAGGAGCUUACUUUGAAUCAGCUGAGACUGUUGAAGGUGUACCACCUGUCCGAGGGUAAAACUAAGAACCCCCGGUUCUUCGACGAAGACCUCGACGACCACCAGCCCUUCCCCACGCUGCAGCAGCUCCUGGAGACCCUGGACCCCCACACCGGUUUCAACAUCGAGAUUAAGUGGACCAUGCGAUUGGAGGACGGCACCUACGAACUGUACAACCCGACCGAUCUCAACGUGUACCUGGACACCAUCCUGGAGGUGGUCCUGCGGUACGGCGGGGAAAGGAGGAUCAUCUUCUCCGGCUUCAACCCCGACAUCUGCCAGGUGAUACGGCUGAAGCAGAACAAGUACCCCGUCAUGUUCCUGACGGUGGGGGAGAGCAAGAUCUACGAUAAGUACAGCGACCCGAGGUGUUGGUCCAUUAAGUCUGCCGCUCAGUAUGCUGUGAUGAUAGAGAUGUUAGGGAUUAACGUGCACACCGAGGACCUGCUGAGGGAGCCUUCUCUAGUAAAACUCGCCACCAACUUGGACCUGGUGAUAUUCUGCUGGGGCGACGAGAACGCCGACCCCGCCACCAUAAAGUUCCUUAAAUCGCUCGGCCUGCACGGCGUCAUCUACGACAAGAUCCACGAGUACUCCGGCAAGGAGGUCAAGGAGAGCAUCUUCCUGGUGGAGGCUAGGGAUUCGCAGAAGGAGCUGCUGAAGGUGGCGGCGGCGAACGCCGAGUCUCCCCAGAGCCCCCCGCCCCAGCCGGUGCUCAAGGAACGGGUGCUGGACUACGCCAAGGCUAAAGAUCAGAUCGGGGACGUCAUGUCGACCGCUACGUCUCUGCAGAGUCUGGAGAGCCGCAUGGUGGAUUACGAGACUUCGAGUGGGACCAGCUAGCUAAGGGAGAUGGAGGACUUGAGGAUAGGUUCGGAGCCGGAUUGAAUAGUACCUUCUUUUUUUUGUUUAUUAUCUGGCCAAAGUCAUAUUUUAUAUGUUAUUUUUAUUAUAUGCACCAGACUUGUUUUGUCGUUUUAAAUUUGUUGACGAGGGUUUUUAUUCGAGAGGUAUGAAAGUGUUGAGACGUACGAAAGUGUAGAAAGGCCAUACGGUUUCAUUUUUUUUCUUACAAAAUUUUGAAUUGAAUAUAAAGUUGAUAUUUCAAGCUUGACACAAACAUUUAUGUCUCAACUUCAAAUUUCCUACUUCUAACAGGAAAUUUUGUGUUUUAAACUUGAAAUAUCAAAUUCAAACUCGAAAUUUUGAAUGCAAACUCAAUUGCAAAUUCAAACUCGAAAUUUACAAUUCAAAUACAUCUCAAGUUUAACAACCGCGAAAUUUUGAGUUCGGUUUUGAAAUUUUGAGUUUUGAGUUUGAAAUGUGGAAAUAAAAAAUAGUCUCAAAAUUUGAUAUUUUGUGUUUAAACUCGAAAUUUUAAGUCCAAACUUGAAAUUUGAAUGCUCUCAGUUUCAACUCAAAAUUUUGAUUUUAAAUAUGAGACCACAAACUCGAAAUUUUUCUAGUUUGAUUUCAAACUUUAUAAAUAAACAGAAGUAAAAACAUUGAAUGUACAUAAUUCAUUUUCUUUCGUUCAUUAAAUUCAAGUUCGAAUUUGAAAUUUUGUUUUGAAAUCCAAAAUUUCGAGUUCAGGUUU
Anoplophora glabripennis (Asian longhorned beetle) is the source of this 3191-nucleotide messenger RNA. Its product is annotated as glycerophosphocholine phosphodiesterase GPCPD1. Gene Ontology annotation, biological process: glycerophospholipid catabolic process. The transcript is spliced from 4 exons. The record is from RefSeq and is a predicted model, not a curated record. The coding region runs from base 221 to 2437 and encodes 738 amino acids. Lineage: Eukaryota; Metazoa; Arthropoda; Insecta; Coleoptera; Cerambycidae. Gene Ontology annotation, molecular function: starch binding; glycerophosphocholine phosphodiesterase activity.